AUGGACCAGAAACUAGAAUCAAUUAGUGAAGAUAUUAAUAAGGCAAAUAGACAACUGAAUAGUGUAAAUGAAAAAGUAAACAAUGUAGAAUCUGAAGUGAAUUCUUUGAAGAACUUUGCUGUUACUGAAUUACAGCUAGUUAACAAAUAUGUUGAUGUAAUCAACAAACGAGUAAAAAGAACAGAAAACAUUGUUAUUGACCAAAUCAACAGACGAAAAUCAGAGUUGCACAAUAUGCAAACUUAUACUGGAACCAAAAAUAAUUUCAUUGAUGAGAAACUAAAAUUAAAUUCUAUACUUGUUUCAGAACCAAUUUCUUCAUUAAACAGCAAAGUGAAUGAAGUAUCUAAUAAUCUUCAAACAGUCAACUCUAAAGUUGUAAAUUUAGAGACUAAUAUGUUUAAUAGUAUAUAUAAUGGUAACAACAUGUUUCAGAACAAUCGCAAUAACAUUAUUAUGAAAAUUUUUCUGGGUGGUUUUAAAUUACACCCUGUUGAUUAA
Molecule: messenger RNA, 501 nt
Organism: Schistocerca gregaria
Lineage: Eukaryota; Metazoa; Arthropoda; Insecta; Orthoptera; Acrididae
Exons: 1
Coding region: 1-501 (166 amino acids)
Source: RefSeq, a predicted model, not a curated record